AACCCAGAGGAAGCUUUAAACUUGAGGAAAACGAUGAAAUUUUAGGUUCUCAGAAAACAAAAACCCUUCCUCACCCAAUCAAAUCCCUCUUGCUCUUCCCUAAGCUCCUCCUCCUCUGCCCUAGCGCGACUGAGACUCACACUCUCCAUGGACGCGCGUCGCGCUUCUCGGACCGUGAUCGACCCUAAGGUCCGCCACGUCGGCUUCUUCGCUCCCACCGCCGAGCCCUUACCUGUUCGAACUCAAUCGGGACCCACAAUCCCGACCUCCUCUCCUCCCCACUCCGAUUCUCCGGCCAGAAACUCCCUUUCUCCCGUCAUGAUCCCCCCUUCCCGCCACCUCUCCGACACCGUCGCCAUCCGCACCGCCGCCGUCCCGGUCCCGGAAUCGGCCCUGCGGCGGGUUGAUUCCGGCGAGCAAGUGCCGGUUGGGAGCUACAACCCGUCCGAGUCGCUGUUAGGGUCCUCUCCGGUGGCCCCGUCGCCGUCGAGCAGGACCGGGGAUGGAACUCUGGAGUUUUCAGAGGAGAACUCGGUGCAGUGGUACCGGCGGAGCGGCUCCGGCAAGAUGGCCACGAGUCUUCCCGGCGGAGGAUUUGACUCCGCCGCCGCUGCGGCGUUAAGAACGCCUCUUCAAGUUCCAGAGAAAAGAGCAGAGGUGGUUUCGAAAGUGCAGAAUGAAGUUCCUAUUAGUUCAGAACCGCCUGCGAAAGCUAAGCCGACUAAAGCCGAAAGGCGUGCCUUGCAGGAAGCUCAGCGUGCUGCUAAAGCUGAUGGAAGAAAACUGACCCCUGUAUCUGGAGGAGGAUCUAAACCUGUGAAGCAGUCUUCCCAGAAGAAAGAGAUGCAAAAGAAAGAUACUCCUGGCAUUGCAUCUUCAGUGGUUGCUUCUGACAAGAAGGGUGGAGAUCGAGCAACAGAUAGGAGGAAAGAUGUUCCUCCUCCACGUAUGCAGUUUGAUGAUAAGAGUCGAGUGGAGAAGGCAAAAAGGCGUGCUGUGGUCAAUCAAACUGAAACUAAAAACAGAGUUGAAUUGUUCCGGCAUUUGCCUCAAUAUGAAUGGGGAACUCAGCUUCCAGAUCUUGAGUCAAAAAUUUUUCAACUUGAUUCUGUGCAUCCUGCCAUUUAUAAGGUUGGACUGAAGUAUUUGGCUGGGGAUAUAUCUGGGGGUAAUGCUCGUUGCAUCGCAAUGCUUAAAGCGUUUCAGGAAGCCAUUAGUGACUACUCUACGCCACCAAAGAAAACUCUUGUUCGAGAUUUAACAGCGAAAAUCAGUAGUUAUGUCUCAUUUUUCAUAGAAUGCAGGCCACUUUCUAUUAGCAUGGGAAAUGCAGUUAGGUUUAUAAAGAGUCGUGUUGCGAAAUUGCCAUUAAGCCUUUCUGAGUCUGAAGCUAAAUCCACACUUUGUUCAGAAAUUGACCGAUUUUUAAAUGAUAAGAUAAUUGUUGCUGAUAAAGUGAUAGUUAAUCAUGCUGCUACAAAGAUUAGAGAUGGUGAUGUUCUACUCACAUAUGGAUCGUCAUGUGUUGUUGAGAUGAUUUUUCUACAUGCCCAUGAACUCGGGAAACAGUUUCGUGUUGUGAUUGUAGACUCGCGUCCAAAGCUUGAAGGCCAAGCAUUACUGCAUAGACUGGUAGCAAGGGGUCUGACUUGCACGUAUACACAUAUAAAUGCAGUGUCAUAUAUCAUGCAUGAAGUAACACGGGUAUUUUUGGGAGCUGCCUCAGUGUUAGCUAAUGGAACCGUAUAUUCAAGAGUUGGAACUGCAUGUGUUGCAAUGGUUGCUCAUGCAUUUUGCGUUCCAGUCAUAGUCUGCUGUGAAGCUUACAAGUUUCAUGAAAGAGUACAGCUUGAUUCUAUUUGCUCUAAUGAACUAGGUGAUCCAGAUGCUAUUGCAAAAGUUUCUGGAAGAACUGAAGUAAACUAUCUGGAAAAUUGGGCGAAUAAGGAAAAUUUGCAACUUCUGAAUCUGAUGUAUGAUGCUACUCCAGCUGAUUAUGUCUCCAUGAUUGUCACUGAUUAUGGCAUGAUUCCACCCACGAGUGUGCCUGUCAUUGUACGCGAAUAUGGUAGAGAACACUUGUACUGACAUCACCGGAUGAAUUUCAUUUAAAUGGACAGGAUGCAUCUUACAGACUGGUGGUUGUUUUACCAGAGAAUAAAAGUUCUAAUAUUUUUACACAUAGGAUUGGGGAUUCGUAAGCCUUAUUUUUGAUCGAUAUUAACAACUCAAGGUAGUUGGGUUUGCAAUUUUUUUGGGUAUAUAGGCUCAGUGAAGAGUGCAUUAUGUAGCCUCUCCUGACAAUUUUGGAGGUGCUUCAUGUAUUGUGUAAUUGAAUUUUGUCAACCUUUACCUGAAUUCUUAAGAAGCUCUUUUUUGAUACUGGUUGGAAUUGAUAAUUGAACAUCAUA
Messenger RNA from Argentina anserina (silverweed cinquefoil), 2411 nucleotides. RefSeq names its product probable translation initiation factor eIF-2B subunit delta. Bases 148 to 2088 code for a protein of 646 amino acids. Lineage: Eukaryota; Viridiplantae; Streptophyta; Magnoliopsida; Rosales; Rosaceae. The record is from RefSeq and is a predicted model, not a curated record. The transcript has 7 exons.